This is a messenger RNA of Rotaria socialis, 795 nucleotides long. The record is from the annotation of a GenBank genome assembly. NCBI's taxonomy places the organism in Eukaryota, Metazoa, Rotifera, Eurotatoria, Philodinida, Philodinidae.
AUGCUGCCCUAUGGUGUUUAUGCAGCAAUUUUAUUCGGUUCGCUCUUUAUUAUCAUCUUAGGUGGAGCUAUCGUUCUAUUGAAGUUACCGCUUCGAAAGCUUGUGACAUUACUUCAAUCGAUAUUUCAUUUUACAAAAGUACGUAGCGUUGGUAACGAUUAUAUUAUUAUCGAUGUAUGUGGUGAUGAAUUCGAAAUAUCUAAGAAAUUAUGGAAUCGUCUUCCGUUUGUAUUUGCGCUGGGCAUGUGUUUAUUAGUGGCUAUUCUGGUAUUCAUCGAAGGAUGCAUUUUUUCAACACGACAUGUUUAUUCCACAAAAGUAUGUUCCGAACGAGUACCAAAUUGCUAUUUAUUUAAAUCACAAUUAACAUCCUUCAAACCUUUGUAUGAAUUCGUUUGUGAACCGAAUCGACCGGUCAUUCCAUCGAAUAUGUCUGCAAGUUUUGCUGUCUGUUACGGUUUUGUUCUUCCCGAUCAAUCAUCCAUUGAUAUUCUAAAUCAACUUGGCGUUUGUACAGGUAUUCUAUCACUGGUUGAAUCUAUUUAUCCGCUUGUUUAUAAAUUUGCACGUAAAAAGUAUGGACGGAUUAGUCUAAUAGUUCUAUUUUGUGCACUGGUGAUUAUAGAAACUACGGUUUUAGCUAUGCAAUUGAAUAUCACAUUUAUGACAAUUAUUUUACUAUUAUUAACACAGGUUUUAAUAAUCACUAUAUUUAUUUUACAUUACCGGAAAGUACAUCAUCCAGAUAAUAUUAGCCGAGUAGGAUCCUACGUAGAGCUAAAAGAUGUUAACUAA